AAAUGUAUGACAUAAAUAGGAGUGCAGGCGGGAGGGAAAGAUAAAAAUAAGCCAGUCUGUUAAUGAGGUGGCUUGUUAUGUGUUGGGAAUAUAUGUUUUUAAUCAGGCUGAAUGUGUUUCAGAGACCGAGGAUGUCUUUAUGACACACAGAUUUAACAGGCUUACUCAAACUGUGCCAAGAAAAUUGUGUGUGUUAUAUUGACUGAUGCCACACAAAAACAAAAGUGUAAUAAUCUAAAACAACUAUAAUAACAGCAAGAACUACAAAAGGACAAUAACUAGAUAGAGAAGAAAGCGAGAAGGAGAACUACAAGAGAAAGAAGUAAAAGAAGAAGAGAAAGAAGUACAAGAUAAAGUAGAAGAGGAACUGUAAGAACCACAAGAAGAAGUAAAAGAAGAAGAGGAAGAAGCAGAAGAUGAAAUAGUAGAAGAACAAGAACUGUAAAAAAAAAGUACAAGAAAAAGAAGAAAAAGGAACUACGAUAAUAAGAACAAUGACAAAAGGCAGAAGAGCUAGAAGACGAAUAUCUAGUACAUUAAAAACUACAAAAGAAGAAGAAGAAUUACAAGCCGAAGAGUAAGAACUACAUGAAGACAAAGUACAAAGGAAGACUGACAAUAAUAAAAGAAAAAAUUGCAAGAUGAAGUACAAGAAGAAGAAAAGCAAGAGCUACAAGAAAUAGAAAAAUGACCAGAAGAAGAGGAGGAAGUACUACAAAUAGAGCAAGAAAAAACUGCCUGUACCAAGAAAUAAAAGAAUAAGAACUGUAACACAGAGUACAAGAACAAGAAGCAGAACAAAAAGAGCUACAAGAAGAAGAAUGAAAAGUGGAAAAUGAACAAGAGUAGGAAGAGGAUGAAGUACAAAAAAGGAGAAGAAAUAAAGGAAGAAAAACUACAAAAAGAAGAUUAUGUACAAGAAGCAGAAGGAAGAGGAGAACAACAAGAAGAACUACAUAAAAAAAAGCUACAAUAAUACUGCACUACAAUACUGAGGCACUUCUACGUGAUUUGUUAUUUUAUUUCUAUUUAACCUUUAUUUAACCAGGUCGGUCAACUGACAAUCAGUUCUCAUUUACAACUUGGCCAAGAGGCAGCAUGAAAGCUAGAUACAAAACAGUGAGGACAUAAAGAGAAAGAAAAACAAAAACAGCUCCAAAAACAACAACAAAAAAUAGACAAUACAAUUAUAAAUGGUGACACAUAACAGGUAAAUGUCUAGAAGCAAGUACAAUGGUUUUGUACUAUUGGUUGAACUGAAUUUCUAAAUGAGGAGAGGGGAAUGAAUGAGCUAAGCUUUAAGGUCUGCAGUAGAAAACUGAAAAGAGGAGGGACCAAAGGAAGCAUGGGCUUUGGGUGGAGUAUAUGAAGCUACUAGAGCGCAGACUGUGAUUUGUGUUGUGAAUAUUAAGAAGGGCAUACAGAUAGGACGGAGUUUCGCACAAUGAGAGUUUUGUAAAUGAACAGAAACCGGUGAGUUUGUCUGCCAGAGUGGAGUGAAGGCCAGUUCAACAGAGAAUACAAACAGCAGUGAUCGGAUAAAUCCUGAUAAGUCCGCAGCGGUCGAUUUGUAGUAGGAUCAAAAUCAUGUGAUCAGCAACAGGCAGCUGAUGUUGUCAGGGCCCCUGCCUGGCCCCCAUUUCUGUGGGCUCACUCCCUUCACCGCUCUGCUCAUCCUCCUGUCUGUGCCGCUCUCCCGCAGCUGCAACUACUAAGCAAUCAAAUCACCAGGAACUCCAUUCAGCUGUGGAUAGGCACACCUGACACAUCAUCAGCUCUGCAAUAAAAUCAGUCCUACCAACCACAGCGCUACAGUCCUCCAGAUAAAAGACAUGGACCCCCAGUUGGUUUCUGACCCAUCCGCUUGCUGGGAACCUGGACCCCUCCUUCCCAGGAGGACCUGGACCCCCUGACUGCUCCACUUGACCUGGUUGCUUGCUGGAUCCCUGGCUGGAUCCCUGGUUCUCCACUCUGGCCGCUCUCCUCACUCUCCACUGAUUGCCGUCAAUGCCAACGUAUGCCUCCCUGACUGCCGAUCCCCAGGAGCCUGAUUAGGACAGAUGAACAUGCUGUGUUUACACCAGUUCGAAUGCCAGUGUCCCCGUGAAUCACUUCGACACAGCAGGCAAGUGCGAGGAUGUAUGGGAGGGGAUCUGGGAGUGGUGAUGCAUAUGUGUGUAUGUUGUUAUAUAACGUUAUAUGUUUUAUGUUUUGGGGCAAGUGGAUGGGUCACAACUGUGGCGUCGCACAAACACACACACACACAGGUUUGAGUGUGAGUACCAGUACAAAGACAUUAUUGAAAACAGGAUGAAUGCAUCCAAAGUGUCAGUCAGAUACUUGAUAAGUACUAAAUCACACACACACAAGGUUUGGAAAAUGUCACUGUUAGCGACAAUAUGCAUUUUAAGACCAAAAUCCUUUAGAAACAGAGUUAAAAUGAAAUCAAAUUGGGGACUGUGGUCUUGGUCCUCAAAGGCAACAGCGUCCCCUUUUUACCAGUAUGCGUGCUGAUUAAAGUCCCCAAUUUCUUUUACUUAAGUACAAACACAUACACACACACACAAUCUCACUGAAGAUGGAGACUUGUUGGCGAGCAGGCUGCCGCCCUCUGUUGCCCUGCGGCCAAGAAUAUUGUGAAUGCAUUACAUGUGAACACACACACGACCUUAUCAGUAUCGCGGACCCCGCAGAGGUUACUAAUGAGCUGUUUGCAUCCAAGCGUGAUUCCAAACACGCAACUUCUGUAAGCAGGCGCUCACAGCUUGGAGUUACAGAUGACCUUCCAAGGAGCAGGUUUUGGGUGAGUGUGUGUCCACUUGGGAACAGAUGAUGUGCAUCAUUGUGGACCUGGUCUUGACCCGUGACAUGAACAGAGGACUCAUUAGUGAGUAAACCCAGCCCACCCCUGCCCUGACACCAAUUAUUUCACAUGCACAAGUUCUCCAUGUCCCAUUCCAUCCCACAUCUCGCCCGCACACUGCACCACACAUUCUCCAACAAAUCGUUAUUUGCAUAUAGCUCAAUUGGCUCGAAGCUGUGACUUAUUGAGACCGAUAGACAGUCGUGUCUUUCACUGAUACUACCAGCAUCACUGGUGUUUGACCCUAUCUUCAUUCACAUCUACACAAUAAGAAAGGCCACUUCUGUCCAUUAGAGUAUCAAAAACAUCAUGUUGGAUGGUAUUGGUUUAAUAAUAUGGCACUACAGAGAGGAUUUGUUUGGUGAGAAAUGUAACUCGAUGUGUUGUAUGUCAGUAGUAUAUCACCUCUCUUCUUCGCACAAGUGUAACCAGUCCAUAUGCUGCCUUAGAUCAUUUCGCUCCACCACUGGGUUUCUCUUUCAUGUUCAUCUGCUGUUCUGAAUUGUAGGCGGCUCUCGGCUUCUUUCCAAACUGGCCUACACUGAAAAAGAAGAAUGGUAUUUCGACUUUAAUGCCAAAUGAGCUUUCCCACCUCCUGUCCUCCUCCAAUCCCCAUGUGAGCACAUGUGCCAUGGUGGAACCACACUAACACAAACCCUUUUUGAAGGCAGUAGUCAUGCAAAAAAAACAUGUUUCCGUUAGUUUGGUGUCACCACAAAACCUCCAUCCCACCUCCAUGUUUCAUCAACAGUAUCCCUCCCACACCGUAAUUUGUCUUAAAUGAUUAAUAGAUGAGUUACUGCAAGGUCUUAAAACAAUGGCAAAAUAAAAUAUGCUUUCCUCAUGUUCAUAAAAAUGUUAAACAUUUACAAAAAUGUAAUAGACUGUGCCUCUUGGUGCUUUUAAUGAGCACAGCAUAAUAGGAAAUUUAGAAGUAAUCAUCUUUUUGACAGACAGUGGUGCGUAACCACCUUGAAGACAAUGACAAAACCAGCCUUGUCGCUUCCUUUCUUGUCUCUUCCUCCGGUGGCUCUCACUCCUCCUCCCGGGCUGACGUAGAGAGGAUCCUCCGCUGCCCACAGUAGUGGGCGAAGACCGGCCGCGGGUAUAAACAGCUUCCCGGGACUCCAGAACGUCACUGCCUGAAGCCGCAGCGACUCGGUCACCAGAGCUGAACCUCAGCAGAGAUAGCAGCAAGCAGGCACUUCCACGCCGCGCAGGCUAACUCGCUUUCGGCUUUGGUUCGAGAUGGAGACUCGUUGGUCCAUGAGGGGCUCCAGUGCCCGCAACUUUAAGAGUGGACUAUCCCUCUGGCUGAUUCUGUGGCUGGUGGUGGUGAAGCCGGGCGGGGUGGCUCCAUGCCCUAGGCUGUGUGUGUGUUACCCUACGCCCAUGACGGUCAGCUGCCAGUCGCAGAACCUCACCAUAGUCCCGGCCGGUGUGCCCUAUGACUCGCAACGUGUUUUCCUGCAGAACAACCGCAUCACAGAGCUUCGCGCAGAUUCUUUUGGCUUCGAGACACAGGUGCUUUGGCUAUAUGGCAACAACAUUACAUGGAUUGAGGCUGGAGCCUUCAGUAACCUUAGGGUGCUGGAGGAGCUUGAUCUGGGCGACAACCCCUCGCUGCGGCGCCUGGAAGGUGGUGCCUUCAGGGGCUUGGAGAAGCUGCAGAGCCUGCACAUGCAUCGCUGCAAGCUGGCUGCUCUCCCCCAUGACCUCUUCCACAAGCUGUACAGCCUGCAAUUUCUCUACCUGCAGGAAAAUCAACUGCACUUCCUGCAGGAUGACUUGUUUUCAGAUCUGGUCAACCUCACACAUCUCUUCCUGCAUGGAAACCGUAUCCGUGCCCUCUCUGAGAAUGUGUUCAGAGGCCUGGUCAACCUGGACCGCCUCCUUCUCCAUGACAACCGCAUCAGGCAGGUGAACCGCCGGGCUUUUCGUGACCUUGGCCGCCUGACCAUCCUUUAUCUGUUCAACAACUCCCUAGCUGAGCUGCCAGGCCAGGCCAUGAAAGAUGCCCAGGGCAUCCAGUUCCUCCGCCUCAAUGGUAACCCCUGGUCCUGUGGCUGUGAGGCCCUUCCCCUCUGGGAAUGGUUCCGCAAGGCCCGCAUCUCAUCUUCUGAGCUCAUGUGCUCCUCCCCAUCCCAGCGUCGUGGCCAGGACCUCAGAUUCCUCCGGGAACUGGACUUUGCUCUCUGCCCUAUGCCUGACCCUGGAUCCCUGGCUGGAACCACCACAACCACCUUUAGCACGAAAACCCGCUGGUGGUUCUCCAAGCAUAAGCCUGCAUCUUCCUCCAAGGCCUCGUACCAGAAGAGCUCAGAGACAGUGAAGGCCUUCCCCUUCUCUCCUGUCAAGCCUCAGUACAUCCCCAAAACCCCCGUUGAAACCAUCCCCGCCAAGUACGAAUUGUCAGCAGACGAGGCAGCACUACCCAAGCUCGACCCAGAAGAGUACUGGGCCAACUAUGGCAACGAAGACUCCUCGAUCCGGUGCUUUGAGCUGGAGUGUCCUCCAAACUAUGACAACCCAGCCUUUCCCUCAUCCUCCUCCACUGCCAUCACCCCAUCCCUACUCCACCUCCUUUCCUUCUCCAUAGUCACAGUCUCCCUCCACUUUCUUUUUAGCUGAACUCUUUUCUCUCCACCUCCCCUAUUUUUCCUCUGAUUUCUCCCCCUGCUCUUUCCAACUAUAACAACAACCUGGAUCUUAAUUCCUUUCAGUUGCCUCCUCGACAAGCAGGAGGUGCGAUACUGAUGCAGAAGACAGGUGAGGCAGGAGGGAGCUGUUGGUCAGUUAUGUUGAUGUAGAGCAGGACAACAUUGUAAUGCUGAAAUGUCUGCUGGAUAGUACAGGCUUUUAAAAAAGCAGGGAUCACAUCAUGGAAACUGACAUUGAUAAUGACAGUACGAAGGCAGAAACCUACCAAGUUAGCUGGUGGAGUUUCCAGGUGAUUUUUUCAGUAUCACAGCUGUGAACAACGCAGGCGUUGUAACUACAGCUAUUUUCUAUACCAACUAGUGCUCACCAUCCAAUCACCACUGACAUGGUCCUGCUAUAAUUUAUUCAUCAUCAUGAAUAAAACUGGUGAUCUAUGGAGGAUUAUUUAGCACUAUCUGAAGUAUGAGAAAGAUGAGGAUGAACACAGACAAAGAGAAAUGUGGGAGGAGAAAAUAGUUUUAAAUGUUCACCUAAAGGCACAGAAGGAUGAUGAUUAGAUCUGCAGCCAAGAGUGACAAUUCUCUGCCCUUCAGAUUCAAAAUAUUGUGUGAUCCAAGAGAUGCCAGCAAAUGAUCACCAUCAGCACCUGUACAUACCACAUACAUCACUGUACAUACACCCACUGCACACUGUAUUUUUAGACUAGCUGGAUUUGUACUUUCUUUUAGUACACUUUGGUAAAAAAUGUUUGUGGUGAUAGAGGAGAUGCUUAGACUGUCAAUGGAAGGCAAACAAAUUGUAUGUGGAAAUUCAUUUUUGCCCUUCAUGUUUUCCAUUCUUGUCUCUUCCACUCUCAGACAAUUGAAAAAAUUUUGUUCCACCCUGAAAAGAGAAUCAAAAAAAAUAUCAGAGAUACCCUUCAACAUAAGCAGGGAAAUAGAUGUUCACUAGAAAAAAAACUCAUUGAAGACUGCUCCAGAUUCAGACUUUUUGUGUGUGUGUUUUAGUUUUUGCUGUGUGAGUGCAAGUUACCUAUUGUAGACUAAAAGACCAAAGUCUUGAAGAGACCAGUUCCAUAAUCUCUUAGUAGAACGAGUGCUGUAUGUGUGUGUAACUGGCAGAGUUUAAGAGGCUGUUAGUGUGGAAGUGCAAACUGACACAGAACAGGGUAUAAAGUAACAGAAGAGUUGAGUGCUACACAUCCCUGUGUGUUGUUUAACACCUCAGGUUGUUGUCUAGGAAGUUCCUGUUUCAUUACACAUAGGCCUGCCGUUGGUCUCCAUGUGUUAGUGAGUGUGAAUGUGUCCUAAAACAAUGUCUGUCCUUUUUUCUAAGCAGGAUGAAAAGUCUUUGGUGCACAGCUGGAGUUACAGGUCUCAAAGAUUCACAUCUGUAGAGUUUUAUAAGUUCAUGACAGGUUGCACCAGUUUUAUUAAUCUGUUGUGGAUUUGCUAAAUCCAAGAAUGUGAUCUGAUUUCACUGAUAUAUAUCUAUAUUUUAUUAUAUAUCUAUAUUUUAAGCUCCCACAGAUCAUGACAUUUACACACUGAAACUUCUCACUCAUGUUGAAGCUGCACCUCUCUAUCUCCAGUAUGUGUUUGUAUGUAAUGGUAUGGGUGUUUACUCAGCCAUCUGUUCGACACAAUGCCAAUCCAAUCUAAUUUUGGUCUGCAUUAUUCAUGGCAGCCAUACGCUCCCUGUCAGACCCAUCUGCUAACUCUGAACCUGAAUCAUGACUGUGAGUUUCUGAAAGAUACCGUGACGUUAUUGGAUUCUGUUUCUGUUUUCUUUUUUUUCAAUGGAAAAACUUGUUAGGAAAGUGUUUCUCUUUAUUUGCUAUAAAAAUAAAGAAAUAAUCAAACAAAAGUGA
Amphiprion ocellaris (clown anemonefish) is the source of this 7394-nucleotide messenger RNA. RefSeq names its product reticulon 4 receptor-like 2b (gene rtn4rl2b). The record is from RefSeq and is a predicted model, not a curated record. Gene Ontology annotation, cellular component: plasma membrane. Lineage: Eukaryota; Metazoa; Chordata; Actinopteri; Pomacentridae. Bases 4112 to 5494 code for a protein of 460 amino acids. The transcript is spliced from 7 exons. Gene Ontology annotation, molecular function: protein binding.